Panicum virgatum (switchgrass) is the source of this 1633-nucleotide messenger RNA. Its product is annotated as mucin-2-like. The transcript has 4 exons. Lineage: Eukaryota; Viridiplantae; Streptophyta; Magnoliopsida; Poales; Poaceae. The record is from RefSeq and is a predicted model, not a curated record. The coding region runs from base 538 to 1287 and encodes 249 amino acids.
CUGGCUAGCUUUGUGAUGACUAGUUAAGUGAAACUAACGGCAAAUUACCCACCGAUUCUCCAUCUCUGGGUUGAAUGCCAACCUCAUUUACUAGUUGAUUCUACAACAGUAGUGUGUUACUACACCGUUACAGUAAUAUGGAAAUUAUAUGAUACCGUGGUAUGUGAUCUUCCAAAGCAAGCCUACUAUAUAAAAAUAGCUAACGAAGUUUUUGAGCUAGUCUUGAUGAAUUUUCUACCAGAGAGACAGAGACCUCUCACCUCAGUUUUUUUUUUGCGAAAAUGACGUGAGGCACAUGGACCUGACUCCAACCGUGGGCUCAUGGCCCAUCCGAAAAAUCAUCAACAACCAAUGCCCAAUCAAGGCCCACCACAAUCUGCAAAGUGAAGCCCGGUCCGUCUACCUCCCUCCCUUCUUCCUUCCCUUGGAAGACGACGCCUCCUCCCCCUUCCGGAAUCUUCCCUCCCUCCCCUCCCCCCGCUUCCCGCUCUUGAAUCAUCGCCCGUGCCCAUCUCCUCCAAAUCCACGGCCUGCCCGAUGAGGCACCCCACCAGCGCCGCCACGCCACCGGGCUCGCCGGCCCCGCCGCCGCUCGCCAGCCCCAAGUCCAGCGCCAUCAAGCGGCAGCGGAAGGCGGCGGCGCCGUUGGGCGACGUCACCAACCUCCUCCUCCCCGACCCGGCGCCGCUCGCCAGCCCCAAGUCCGCCGCCAUCAAGCGGCAGCGCAAGGCGGCGCCGCCGUUGGGCGACGUCACCAACUUCCUCCUCCCCGAGACCCCGACCCCCAUCAAACCCAGAAGGACUGGACUCCGGCCCCUCCCCACGCCCUCCGACUCCUCCUCGACCUGCUUCUCCACCGCAUCGGUCACGCCCGCACCCCAGCCUUCAUCAGCCGCCGUCCUCGAGGAGGAGCGCAGUGCGGUUAAAUCCCCCAUCUCCACGGUUUACGCGAGGCGCGGGACUACUGAGACUCAAGGGAGGAGGAAUACGACGACGAACCCCACCACCACCACCAAAGGCAAGGAGCCCAUUGCUGCUGCUGGAACGGCGAGUUGCCCUCCUCUUGGAAGAGCCACAAGGAAGAACAGCAGGAAAAACUCUAUGGCUCAGGAUACUCGGCCCAUUUCUUCUUCAGCUCCUUGUCAUGGUGCUAAAAAGAAGCGGCCCCCUCCAAGCAGCACAACAAAGCUACCAGAAGACUUCGUGAAGAAGCAGAGAGCGUACUUCGCAGAUGUGGACGCGUUUGAAUUGCCUGAGGAAGAGGUUUCGGAAUCUGAGUUGGAGUGAAAGGUGAAGCUGAUCCCAGAAUAUAUGGACGUUUUUUUCUGUACAGACGUAGUUUACUGGAAUUAAGCUUACAAUGUAGUAAGUUUGAGUUAUGGUAGCAAUGUAUAGCACUCGUAAUACGAGGAAGAGGUAGUGUAACCUUUUAGUGAUCAAGGGGUCAUUGGCCCACCAACGACCCUUUUACCAAGCUUGUAGCACACUAGUAUGACAAAUACUGAGACCUGAAACGAAGCAAGCUUUGGCUGCAUUAGAAAAUGAGCCAGUUACUCAGUACUCGAUCUUUAGCCUGUCCCGAAGCAGCUACUCUGGAUUAUAAUCUGUGUCCAUGUUUAUUCAUAGUUUUCUU